This is a messenger RNA of Symbiodinium natans, 1290 nucleotides long. The record is from the annotation of a GenBank genome assembly. Lineage: Eukaryota; Dinophyceae; Suessiales; Symbiodiniaceae.
AUGGCGGAGAGCGAGAAGGUGGAAGAAAAGGCACAGGAGAAGACGGAGGAACCGAAGACGGAAGAGAAGGCCAAAGCUGAUGGCGCGCCUGCCGAGAAGCGAAAGGAAUCAGGGGGCGCAGAGGCAGAUUCCAAGCGCCUGAAACCGACACCGCCGGAUCCUGCGGUAGUCCGGAAGCAGGUGGAAUACUACUUGAGCGACGAGAACCUCAAGUACGACAAGUUCUUCCACGACAAGAUCUCGGGAAAUGCUGACGGAUGGCUCGACAUGAGCUUCAUCCUGAGUUGCAACAAAAUGAAGUCGAUGCGAGCUGGCAAGGAGGAUGUGGUGGCUGCGCUGAAAGAGUCCAAGAUCGAGCUGAACGAGGGCAAUGCAGCAGUCCGCCGACCCGGCAAUGCCCCAUUGCCGAAGCUGGAGUCGAGGCCAAGCCAUCCCCAGAAGAAGAACUCCAUCCAUGCACACGACGGUGGUGUCGUGGCCAUGUUCCGCGGCAUCCCGGAGGAGCAGCAGUGGACACAGGUCAAGGCAGCCGUUCAGGAGAAGCUCCCUGCCAAGGUCAACUUGUGGCACGUCAGCCAAGUAAGCGACAAGAACGAAUGCGCCCUGGCUUGUGCGCCUUUUGACGGGGACGUGCCGUUCUUUGAGGGCCUCACAAUUGAGCUUGGUGGAGCCUCUUUGAAGUGCGAGAUUUGCUUUGCCGACGUUCUGCAGAAGGCGCUCAAAGACAUGCCGAAGCACAUCAGGGACAAGAGGGAGCGUGAGUCGCGCAAGAGGCAGAAGGAGCGAAAUCGACCCAUCAAGCUGGGGACCUGCCAGUUUAACAACGUCGCGAUGCUGCGGGGUCGAGUGAAGGAGAUCCUCAACUCGCGCAGUGAUGGAGAACAGCUGAAGCCGGAUGGGAGUGACUUCAAGCUCAUCAAGAGCCUGCUGGAAUUCCAUCCGAGUGGACCAGGGAAGAGCGAGGGCUUGGUCGGCAUCAAGGUCGGGAAGAGCCACCAGGGCGACAGCCGAUGUUUCUACAUGAUCAAGGAGGGCGGCAAAGAGGAAGAUUUCAGUGCAAAGAAGUGCUUGGAUGCUGUUGAGCAGAAGCCGCCUUACGUGCAGCCAGAGGAGAAGCCAGCAGGCGACAAGAGGGGCCAGGCAAAGGCCGCCCCUAAAGGAGCCGCGAAGCCCGAGGAGGCCAAGGCAGACAAGAAAGAGGAGGAGAAGCCCGCGCCUGCCGAGCAGGAGAAGCCUGCAGAGUCGGCUGCCGACAAGGGUAGUGAAGCAAAGCCGGACGGUGAGUCGUGA